AUGGCUGAUACUACAUCAAGCGCUAUUCCGCACGAAAUUAGCACAUACGAUCUCUUUCAUUAUAUUCCCAAUCUUCCUCUAGCUGUAGUGGGCACUGUAGUGUUUGGCUUGUUUUUCUUAUACUUGACAGCCCGUGUGUACAUGACUAAGAGCCCAAGGUUUUUAUAUAUAUUGCCAGGAACUGCAAUUUGCGAAUGCAUUGGCUAUGCCGUUCGAGUUCAAUGUCACUCGAAAACAACAAUACCGACAUAUGCUGUGAUGACUCUGUUCCUUCUAUUGCCUCCUAAUGCUCUUGCUCUUGUCAAUUACAAGUGUGCUGGUGAAAUUAUUCGAUUGUCUAAUGUAGAAGCUAAAUUCUUCUUUCUUAAACCCAAGUUUGUUACAUGGUUUUUCUUUUCAAGUGAUGUGUUUGCAUUUUUGAUGCAAAGUACUGGUGGUGGUAUGCAGUCUACAGGUGAUCCUAGUCUUUCAAGCACAGGUUCUGCUAUCACACUUAUUGGCUUGGCUGUCCAGUUGCUGUUCUUUGCUUGUUUUGCAUUCAUUGCUUUCUAUCUUCAUCACAGCCACAAAUACAACUACCACAUUGAUGGUCAAGUCAGUCCUAAAAAACACCUUUCUUAUUGUUUGUAUAUCACUAUUGUACUCUUAUACAUCCGUUCUAUCUAUCGUAUUGCUGAAUAUGCUACUGGUUAUGGUGGAUCAAUUGCUAGACUAGAAUGGGCUUUCUAUGUGUUUGACAGUCUUAUAAUUUUACUUUGUUUUAUUUCCUAUUCAGUUCUUUACAUCGGUAACUAUCUUCCUAAGCGGGGCUCAGAAGAACACAAUGCCACACGGAAAAGGGCGAGAACAUUAUGUUGUACAAUUUAAAUAAAUAGACUUUUAUGCUUUUGUUCAAUGUC
This is a messenger RNA of Gilbertella persicaria, 899 nucleotides long. RefSeq names its product RTA1 like protein-domain-containing protein. The transcript has 2 exons. The record is from RefSeq and is a predicted model, not a curated record. Gene Ontology annotation, cellular component: membrane. Bases 1 to 867 code for a protein of 288 amino acids. Lineage: Eukaryota; Fungi; Mucoromycota; Mucoromycetes; Mucorales; Choanephoraceae.